ACCUCGGUUGGAAACGGGAGCGCGCACGGCGAGAAGGGACUCUGCGGUUUCGUUAAACAGGAGACGCUGAGUUCGGCCUGAGAUCAACAUGGAGGGAAUUAACAUUACACCGUAGGACUCUCACCGGACGCCGCUUGAGACAUGGGAAAAUGGGAGUUAACCAUGAAUCCAGUUCAGGAGUGGGGGGAGGAGAUUGAAGAUGGUGCAGUGUUUGGGAUCACCCUGCGCAGAGAGCCCGUCCAGCAGUCCAGCGAGGCCACAGAGCCAUGUCCUUGUUCUGCGUUCGUGCAGUACCGCACAUGUAAGGUACGGAGGCUGAAAGCGGCCACUCUGGAGCGGCUUGUAGCUCACCUGCUCGAUCCCUGCUGUCAGGAACAGGACUAUGGGAGGAUACUUCUGUCCACAUACCGCACCUUCACCAGCUCCAACGAACUCAUCGAGAUGCUUUUCCAGAGGGACAUUCUAGCCUCUGAACUGGACAACAACAAAUGUCAUAAGAGCCCUUUGUGGACUUUGCUCCAGAUUUGGUUGGAAGAGUUUUCUGAGGAUUUCAGAGACUCUCCAAUGCACUCUUCUUUGCGCUUGAUGUGCCUUCAGCUGAGACGGCACCCAUCUCUCUCUCCUCUGGCCAAGUGCUAUGAGGCUCUCCUCAAGAGAUUUCAAGCAGAAGAUGUUGUGAAUAAUGAUCAGGCUGGUCUGGAUGAUGAGCCAGAAGGGGAUCAGGAAGAGAAGGACUUGGAGACAGAUGAUCUAACCAAUCAAGCAGAGUUCAUGGACUUCACCAUCACAGUACUCGCAGAACAGCUCACCAGGCUGGAUGCAGAGUUGUUUGUGAAGGUGGUGCCCUUUCAGUGUUUGGGCUGUGUGUGGUCUCAGAGAGAUAAGAAGGAGAAUCUCUCCCCCACCAUCCGCGCCACCAUUGCACAGUUCAACGCCAUCACUAACCGAGUCAUCACCUCACUGCUUUGCCCCUCCAUCUGUCCUUCUUCCAGUCCGUUGUCCAGUACCACACAGAGAGCCAGAAUCAUCGAGAAGUGGAUACGAGUGGCACAGGAGUGCAGACAGCUAAAGAACUUCUCCUCCCUGAGGGCCAUCCUGUCUGCCCUGCAGUCCAACCCUAUCUACAGGCUGAGGAAGACCUGGACCUCAGUGAGCAGGGAGAGCCUGAGUGUCUUUGAGAACCUGUGUGAAACUUUCCCUGAUGAAAACUGUGUACUGACUAGCAGAGAAAUCCUUGUGGAGGACGGGAGCCAGGCAACUGUGGAUAACAUUUCGCCCAGCACGUCCAAGCGAUGUCCCGUGCCCAGACAGAUGAGUACCACCAGCGGAGUUGUGCCUUACCUGGGGACAUACUUGACUGUGCUUACUAUGCUGGAUACAGCACUGCCUGACACUGUGGAGGUUAAAUACAACACCAUCUUAUACUAUUGCGGCCUCAUAAAUUUCGAAAAGCGGAGGAGGGAGUAUGAGAUUCUAUGGCAGAUUCGACAGCUACAGGCGUCCUGCUCCCAGUAUGUAUUGCCUCAUCAUCCUCAGAUUGCAGCCUGGCUGCAGCGUCAGAGGCUUCUCACAGAUCAGGAGAGCUAUGAGUUGUCCAGACAGUUGGAGCCACCCUUGGACACCUGUCCACCAUCUAGCAGCGGAGCCUGGAGUCACCUCGCACUCACCAGAAAGCUGUCCUCCCUCUUGAGUGUGAGUGAUGGCUCAAGAAGAAACGCCGACCAGAUCAGCGUUUCAUCUUCUGGUUCCAGCAGCUCUGAAAUGGAAGAUCUCUCCACACAUCACUCGUCUCCUCUUGGAGCACAGUCCCUCUCCAGAUCCUGCCAAAACAUGGCCGAUUCUCUUCCCUCCUCAUCUUCUCCUGACUCCUCCUGUUCGUCUUCAUGCUCCCCAACUGAUCUCAUUCUUCGUUCUCCAUCCUCUUCCUCAACUCCUAUCAAGCCCAGCCACAAACGCUCGGUCUCUAUGACCUCCCUGCCCCUUUACAAUAGGCAGGUGGCUGACUCCUGCAUCAUCAGGGUCAGCAUGGAGCGCAGCAGCAAUGGCAACAUGUACAAGAGCAUCCUGCUAACAAGUCAGGAUAAGACAGCACAGGUGAUUGAGAGAGCUCUGCAGAAGCACAACCUGGAGAAUGCCAGUGUGCAGGACUUCUCACUUGUUCAGAUGUUGACGCAAGACAAAGAACUACUCAUUCCAGACAAAGCCAAUGUCUACUACGCCAUGUCUACUUCGGCCAACUAUGACUUUGUUUUACGUCAGUGUCCAAAAGGCCAGCGGAAACAACUGACUCGCUCCGUGUCAAUGUCAGCAGGCCGAUGCUCAAAAUAACAGUGCCCCCUAUAGCUCUGGAGACGUCUUGACGAGUGGAAAAUCUGCUUGGAAACCUGCACAAGACUUUGAAUUAUUUCUCAGCUAUGAGAUUUCAUAGCUUUAUGUACAAAAUGUAUAUAGUAGAUGUAAAAUCUAUUUAUUUAAUGUUAGCUAUUCGAAGGACACUUUUUUUAUACAUUACCCAUUUGACUAACUCAGCUUGAGGUUUUUUCAAUGGAGGCAGGACAUUAAACUAUCUCUAAACUCCUAGAACUAAGGCAUCAUGCCAGUGACCUCAUAACAGAGGUAUAUGUUGUGCAAUGCGAUGAAAAUGUGAGGUUUCAGGUUCCUCAAGGCAUCUUUUUUUGUGAAGGUCACAAGGCAGAGCUGCAGACACCACAAGAGCCAAAUGACUAUAGAAGCAAAAUACAUGCUGUAUAGAAAACACAUACAUGCUCAAAUAUUUGUUCUCUCAGACACAUACAGAGGGCUUAGAAAACAUAUUCUGUUAAAUUUAUUGAUUUAGGUGGUUAGUAUGUAACACAUACACUCACCAACCACUUUACUAGGUACACCUGUUCAGUUGCUUGUUACCACAAAUAGCUAAUCAGCCAGUCACAUGGCCACAACUCAAUGCAUUUAGGUAUGUAGAGGUGGU
Messenger RNA from Pygocentrus nattereri (red-bellied piranha), 2968 nucleotides. Its product is annotated as ral guanine nucleotide dissociation stimulator-like 1. The coding region runs from base 142 to 2328 and encodes 728 amino acids. Gene Ontology annotation, molecular function: guanyl-nucleotide exchange factor activity. Gene Ontology annotation, cellular component: plasma membrane. The transcript is spliced from 17 exons. NCBI's taxonomy places the organism in Eukaryota, Metazoa, Chordata, Actinopteri, Characiformes, Serrasalmidae. The record is from RefSeq and is a predicted model, not a curated record. Gene Ontology annotation, biological process: positive regulation of GTPase activity; Ras protein signal transduction.